AUGGCGGACCGCCGGCCGAGAUUGAAGUCAUUGCCUGCCUUGAGACUGGCGAGUACCCACGAAAAAGCGGCUCGACUUCAGCUCACGCGCGAAUCAUAUGCGAGUGUUUAUCCCAAAGAGAUCCAGGCACCCUACCCCCCUGGAGACACUCUCAUGACAGACGUCUUCGAAGGCGACAAUGCCUCAGAGAGUGAAGAGCGAGAUGAGGAGGUCGAAGAUGCUGUUGCACGAUUAGAUAUUGAUGCUGCUGAUCGUGGCAUCCUCCAUCUUGACCAGACGCUUCUGCCUCCGGGCUUUGAUGAGGCUGAGUUUCGAAAUGCGGCUGAGUACAACGAUCUUGGGUUUGAUGAGGACGACACGUUCAGUAUAGAUUCAGAGGAUGAGAUUAUACACCCAGACACGGCACAUGAGGGAAUGCCAACCCCCCAACGACCCUCAGCCUGGGCAUUGGAGGAUCAGUCAGUGCUUGUUCGCCACACGCCCAGACCUGAUAUUGUCCUAUCAGACUUCGAGCUCGCCCUGGGCCUAAUGGCACACAUUUCUGGCGUCAGCAAUCGGGAUUGGAGUAUGAUGCGAGAAAUCCUGCAAAUACCUUCUGUGACUGAAAGGGAACGGGCUGCUCUAAACAGACUGCCACUUGCACUUGCGACGCUCAAAAACCAAGUGACAAAGGCAAUGCCAUUAUUAGACAUGCGAUCAGUGGAUGUUUCACUUAAAGUCGAUAAGAUGCCAACAAUGGCUCCUUCAGACAAGGGCAAUGUUGCUCUCGAUGUACAGACUGCGAAGAUGCACUUCUUUGAUCCAGUUGAUCUGUUUAAAAAAAUACUUGAAUCGCAGCUCCCACAACAGCUGCACCUUGACAUGGCUCACUUCGUCGAUGAACCAAGCGAGUUUUAUCAUUCUCGUGCCUGGGCCAGCUCUAUCCGUACAAGUUCAGGCCACUACGCCCAUUUUAUUGCAGCUGAUGGCGAAGUCGGCGAUGCAAUCUUUCCAUCUGAUUGGAUUUAUUUUUCCUGCGACAGCCCGGAUUGCCAGUGCACGUCUCUCGACACUCCCGACAUCGACCAGCCUGAUCCAACAGUGGAGGAAAUCAAGGCAGUGGCUCACAUUGGUCGGGUCGUUGGAUUCGGCAAAUGCUAUCAGACGGACAGACAUCCCCUAGUCAAACUUGGCGAGGUGACGUUACUUAUUCAAGAGGCCUGGCGUCCAAAUAACCCUCGACUUUCUGAGCUUGUUGAUGAAGUUAGCCCUGAGCCUGAUGAGCUGGUCCUGAAUCUAGGAGGAUUUUACUGCUUGAGCCAAACCGCAGCCAUCGACUUUUGCCGCGUUACAAUUGACCGCGAGCCUGAGGAUGACGGUCUUGAAGAUCCCUCCUUCUUCAAAAAGAGCCGUGGCUCCGAUCCCCACCCCAAACACUCACCUAACGGCCAUAGAGCCAGACAUCCAGAUGACGAAUGGAUUGUGCGCCGCGUCAGUACUCAACUAGGCACCGUCGAUUGGUACUGCAACCAGCCUACCAUUCGCGCUGAAUUAGAACUGCAGGUGUAUGGUCGAUCCUGGUUUGAAACUCGCUGGGAUCGCCUUGCACCGAACAACCAAGGUCCCUUCCCCAUUGCACUGCCUUGUACAACAUUUAUUGAUGGGUUCGGCUUAUUUCGCAACUCAUACCGCACUCUUGUCGGAAUGUACAUGACCCUCGCAGGCCUAUGUGCAGCUGAGCGCCGCCGUCGAGCAAAUACAUUGCCUAUCCUUCUCAGUCCACACGGCUCAGUAUUUGAAGAAGCCAUCGACGCGCUUCGAUGCUUUAUUCCUCUUGACAAAGGCGUUGAGCUUGAUAUCCACGGCGCGCCCACCAUUGUCUGCGUCUUUACCCUCUGCUUUAUCGGCGACAUGCUCCAACAGAACCAGAACGCAGGAUGCCUCGGGCCAACAGCCGGGAAAUUUUGCCGCUUUUGUUUUAUUGGCAAGAAAACUAUUGUUGAUGCAUUUAAUGAGAUGGACCCUUGCGCUAUACUUGACUUUGACUGUGAUAAGCACGGCCGCUACAGCCAUCAAAUCUCUAAGAUGCGGCAUUAUGCCAGCUCAUUGCCAUCACAAAGAAAAAGGGAAUAUUUUUCCCAAUGGGGCCUAACCACAAAGCCAUCGAACCUUGAGAAGAUUGCACCGGCCUUGGAUCCAAUCUGGACGCGUGUACCAGAUGCUGCACAUUCAGAGUAUAAUGGUAUGAGUAACCUCUUUCAUGCUCUGCUAAUUAAGGCCAUCCUUCGUCCAGAGGCUGUGAAAGAGUAUAGCAGAAUGCUGCGGGCUUGGAAAUUCCCUUCAGGUUGGAAUCGAUUACAAUCUCCAGUGCAUUAUCUCAGCAGCUACAGUCUUUCUGAUCACGCCCGUUGGUCAGUUAUCAUUCCAGGACUGUUAAAUGCCUGGCUAACCAAGAACGCGAUUAAUCCGUCCUUUUGGAACGCAGCUGUUGAACGCCCCGAGCUCGAUGGCCUUGAGCUAAUUGACUGGAUUGUUCGUGCCUUUGCAAGACUUGCAAGAAGUAAUGAUUAUCUCAUGGGCAACAAUGCUCGAUUUCGGGACAGCUACGCCGAGAAUGCGUUGAUGAUUGUCCUUAGUGCUCGAGCUGAUUAUCAGCGGAUGUGUGUCUGGGCCUCUUGGGAACUUGCAUGGAACCACGAGCGACGCAACUCACAGGAUUCACAGGCAAGUUCGGCAGCAUCCACAGUCUCGAACGCGUCUCACUUAACCCGCGUUCUUCAAAGAAGGGUCCGUGAACAAGAAGAGCGAGGCGGAGAGACUAGCGAGUUCGAAAUCUUACUUCGCGAUGCAUUGAUCCGUGAGGCGCCAGCAGCGCCGGCUCCAGCGGCCCCAGCGCGCCACAGGCGUGGACGACAUGUCUCGAGAGACAACGACGAGAAAUCGACGUGGUUGGCUGAUGCUCUACGGCCCAACGUCCACGUUGGUAACCACCUUGUAUAUUUCUUUGAAGAAUAUGCAGGACUGUCGAACAUCGACACUCUCGUGGGUGAAGCAGAGCACAAGUGGUUCAAGAACGUCGUCUAUAAGACCAACCUUAAGGAUACAGAACGAGUCCUCUUAGGCAAAGUCAAUCUCCAGCUAGUUUGUCGGCUCUUUAUACUCGGCGCAUAUAAUACAACAUAUCCCCAACUCUCGGCCCAGAUACGCCGUCUCUGGAGGGCUUGUCCGACUCUAUUUGAGCGCAUCAUGUCUCGAUCUGACGAACGAGUGGCUCUUGAUGAGUCUGACUUUGGUCAUCAGGAAGUUGUUGGCGACACAAACAGCUAUUCUGGAAUUACGGCCACUGGUAGAAUCCAUCAAGUAAACUCCCUCGGCGAUCAUGCUGCCAAUAAUAACAUGAGACUCCCUUCUAUUUAUAACGAAAUAACGGAUAGCUUUAGAGCAUUGCUACUGGGUGCAUAUGCUGGCGACUAUGAUAUCCACGAUGUCAGCCUUAGCCAGGCUCGUUCGUUAUUUUGGUAUAAGAAAUUUGGGUUUACUAAUAAGCAGCAUCGUCGAUAUGUGUUUAAGCUUGGCGACUAUAUUGAGUUCGAAGGUCAUCGCCACGUUGGGAGGGUUGACGGUAUCUUCACCCACGAGCAGGACGGCCUUCGUCGUAUAUUUAUUGUAGUUAUGGGUGCUACGCCGUCUAAUCGGUUGCAUGAACUCCUGUCCCUGCCAUAUAUCGACCACGACCAGCCAUACAUCAUUGGCGUCCCAUCUGUUGAUGCUACGAGUGGACAGUACAUUAUCGACGAUCGCGCAGAGCCCGGCAACACCUCUCGUCAGAUCUGGGUCUCAUGGAACCCCAAGUUCCUCUGA
Trichoderma virens Gv29-8 is the source of this 3840-nucleotide messenger RNA. RefSeq lists its product as uncharacterized. NCBI's taxonomy places the organism in Eukaryota, Fungi, Ascomycota, Sordariomycetes, Hypocreales, Hypocreaceae. The record is from RefSeq and is a predicted model, not a curated record. The coding region runs from base 1 to 3840 and encodes 1279 amino acids. The transcript is spliced from 3 exons.